Molecule: messenger RNA, 5767 nt
Organism: Fopius arisanus
Lineage: Eukaryota; Metazoa; Arthropoda; Insecta; Hymenoptera; Braconidae
Product: metabotropic glutamate receptor 7
Exons: 17
Coding region: 39-2933 (964 amino acids)
Biological process (GO): G protein-coupled glutamate receptor signaling pathway
Cellular component (GO): plasma membrane
Molecular function (GO): adenylate cyclase inhibiting G protein-coupled glutamate receptor activity
Source: RefSeq, a predicted model, not a curated record
UUAGUCAAUUUUCGAUAUUCCGGACAUCGCUGGACAAAAUGCUCACCUACGCAACAGUAUGUCGAGUGAAAAUGGCACUGCAUCGUGAUCGUCCGACUUGGAUGAGUACUAUUAGAGCUCGCAAAGUACUAUUGUGGAUGUGUCUAUUCCCCUAUCUUCUGCUUAGUGACUGUUACGAAGAAUCCAGUGAACACAGUGAAGAAGACACCUCGAAGCUCAUACGCAUCGAUGGCGACGUCAUAUUCGGUGGAAUAUUUCCGAUGCACGAACAGGUUGCUGGAGUGGGUGGUGAAUCACCAUGUGGUGCUGUGAAAGAGGAAAAGGGGGUACAACGCCUGGAGGCCAUGCUCUUUGCUCUUGAUGAGAUAAACAUGAGUAACGAUUUAUUACCAAAUACAACCAUUGGAGCACUGAUUCUCGACUCGUGUAGCAGUGAUACAUACGCCCUUGAUCAAAGCAUGGAGUUUGUGAGAUCCUACAUGAAUCAGGAUAUGUCGGAGUACAGAUGCGAGGAUGGCCGACCCCCACAGUAUACACCCCACAAAUCUGUGACAGGAGUCAUUGGAGCAUCUUUCAGUGUCGUAUCGAUAAUGGUUGCCAAUAUUCUCAGGCUCUUCAAAAUACCUCAAUUGAGCUAUGCGUCUACGAGCACCGAGCUCUCGGAGAAGAGCCGCUUCGAGUAUUUCAGUCGAGUCGUGCCACCGGAUAAUUUCCAAGCACAGGCAAUGGUUGAAGUGGUACAUCAACUCGGUUGGAAAUACGUGUCUACUGUGGCGGUUGAGGGUGAUUAUGGAGAGAAAGGAAUAGCGAGUUUUAUCAGUUUGGCCGGUGAAUACAGCAUAUGCAUAGCAGUGAGUGAAAAAAUCUUGAGAAAUUCUCGUAACGAGGACUUUGACCGGAUAAUUGAACGACUUAACUCCAAGCACAAUGCAAGAGGCGUUGUACUUUUUGUUGAUGAGGAUAAUGUGAGGAAGCUGUUGCAAGCUACCAUCAGAGCUAACCGAACUGGUCAUUUUAUGUGGGUCGGCAGUGACUCGUGGGGUGCUAAAGUUCAUCCAGUCAGAGACCAGGAAAUUGCAGCUGAGAGUGCAAUAACAAUUCUACCAUUUCGUAAUCGUCUCGAUGAUUUUGACGUCUAUUACAAAAAUCUCCGACCACGAGUUGGGGAUGAGUGCGAGGGCCAGAUGGAGAGGAAUGUACCACAUGCCAAAUUACCCGGGAAAAUAGUCAAUUGUCGUAAUGUAUGGUUUAGAGAAUUCUGGUCACAGCAUCACAAGUGUACAUUCGGUGGUUCAACCUCUCAAUUCGGACUUAAAAGAUGCACUGGCGACGAAAUUAUGAACGAGUACGAUCAGGAGGGUCUUGUCCCUUUUGUAGUGGAUGCAGUUUAUGCAAUGGCACACGCAGUGCACAAUUACAUUGACGAUGAGUGUGUCAAAGCUGAAGGAACAAUGCACCACCUGUGCGAUAAACUAGCACCAGCACCACCCGGUCAACAUCUUCUCCAGUACAUACGUAAUGUAACAUUCGUCGGUCGUCAGGAGACGGAAAUAAGAUUCAAUUCUGACGGGGAUGCCUACGGGUACUACAACAUUUAUCAGUAUCAGAGGAAUGAAGAGGGCCGGUUCGAUUACACGAGAAUUGGAUCUUGGAAGGAAAUACUCACUCUGGAUAUUAACAUGACGAGGUGGACCGGGGGUCCUGGUGAGGCUAAUAUACCCCGCAGUACCUGCAGCGACAAUUGUCCGCUGGGUCACGUUCGUAAUUUCCAGGAUGCGUGCUGCUGGAGUUGCAUGAGCUGCUCGGAAACGGCGUACGUUUACAAUGACACCUGUCACAUCUGCGAGCCAGGAUGGGCCCCUGAUAUCUGGAAAUCUAAAUGCAUUAAAGUACCCGCGGAAGUUAUCCACUGGCGGAGUCCGUGGGCAAUAGUGCCACUUGCUUUUGCUGCCAUCGGAAUACUCAGUACUCUAUUCACUUUCAUGGUUUUUUUGCGGUUCAAUGAUACACCAGUCAUAAAGGCCUCGGGACGAGAGCUCUGCUACGUCUUACUCGUUGGAAUUCUCUCCUGCUAUGCAAUGACUUUCAUCAUUCUGAGUGAACCUACGAGUUGGAACUGCACGUACUUACGCAUUGGAUUGGGUUUGUGCUUGAGCAUCUGCUACAGUGCCAUACUAACAAAAACAAUUCGUAUAUCACGUAUAAUAAAUGUGGAUAAAAUAUCAGUGAAAAGGCCAUCAUAUACCUCCCCAAGGAGCCAAGUGGCAAUUGCUAUUGGAAUAACUUCGGUUCAACUGAUCGGUGCAAUAGUCUGGCUAAUGAUAGAAGCACCGGACAUCAAAGAGAUUCAUCCAAGUCCAUUGACAGCAGUCCUCACUUGUCGUGUAUCAACGUUUUCACUGAUGAUGUCACUAGUAUACAAUAUGCUACUCAUUCUCAUGUGCACAUUGUAUGCAUUUAAAACCCGAAAAAUACCAGCUAAUUUCAAUGAAGCCAAAUACAUCGGUUUCACGAUGUACUCGACGUGCAUCGUGUGGCUGGCAUUUGUACCUAUUUAUUUUAGUAGUUACAACGAUUAUACGAUUCAAAUAGCGAGUAUGUGUAUGUGCAUCAACAUCUCAGCUACGGUAGUCCUGGGAUGUCUGUUCACCCCGAAAGUAUAUCUCGUAAUCUUUCAGCCGGAAAAGAACAUCAGGCCAGGCCAUCCGAACAUGGCGCCUGGUGCCCCCGGGGGUCCUGCUGCUGGUCUAGGUCACCUAAAUCGACAGAUUUACAGUAUGCGUUUCACGGGCCCCAGGAGUCAAACAAUGCAGAGUGUAACGUCGUAUUCGAGGAGUAGUCCAACAAGACACAGUCAGCCAGACGUCAAAGCAAUAAAUGGAGAAUCUCAACUGCCUGCAAGCCCAUCCUGCGAUGAAACUUCCUUCAGCUAGGUUCAAUUACCCCUCCCCCCGAGUCCUAAGGUACCAGAUAAUACACCUCAAGGGGAGGCAUUUGUAAACAAUAGUGGUGUUAAUAGUCAUGCUGAUGAGGAUGUCAUUCAGUUCACUGUACCGGAGUUGCACGUCCUGCCAAACAGCCAUGAUAUUGAUGAUGUGAGCAUGACAAAUGAGCCUGUCUCACUUGAUCCCAUGGAUUUGUCUCUCACAGGAUCCGUCCAGUCAACUGAGAUUGAGGCGAUCACUUAUGGUGCUGUACCCACUGUAUCAAGGAGAGUUGAUGAGAAUUGUGAAGAUGGGAAUACACCGUCGGGACACAGUGGAACGCUUGUCAUGUCCAGUCCUUCCCCAACCUUCUCUGAAUUCUCCUCGUAAUAAUUCAAUAGGUAUGCCAAAAAAAAAUGUGAAAAAUGGAGAAAAGGGGCUGAGAAUCCCUAAUGGUAGGGGUAAAACGAAACUAUUAUACUGUCUUCCAUUGGGCUCCAGUGCUCCAUGCUUCCUUACUUUUUCCUUCGUCUUCGGUUUUGUUUACUCGUUUAGUUAGGGAAAUUGGGGAGAAGUGAUGGGUUAAGGGAGUAUCGAUUUCACUCCAUCAUGUGUCAUACUGAAAUUUAACACCAACUCAGCCAAAACACUCCCAUCUUCAAAGUAAACAUCGAACCGGAGAUCUGGUUUUUUCUCACGAUUGAGUGCCUGAUAGCUACCGAGGAGGAUCUGCUCGUUGUAUCCGUUUUCAAGUGUUAUCAUUCCAUCGGGGUGUUAUUCUAGCCGCUCUUCCCUUCAAAUCCACAAACGGUCAGGACUUUUUAACUCUAGUUAUUCAAAGGACAAGUACACUUCUCUUGUCAAGGAUAUCCUAGUACUACUUUGGAUUCUUUAGUCACUAGCUUUCACAUGAAAAAUAAAAUGAGUCGAAGGGAGAAGUGAGGAAAUGGAGCUUUCGGAAAAAUUGCAGUUCCAGCAUGCGCUAUUUAUGAGUAUUAUGUGUAAAUACAUUGAAAAUGAAUUUUUAUGAUAGAAUAGGUAAUCGCGAUACAAAAAAAGUACUUUUUGACGAUUGUAAUGGCACUCGGUAGAAAGCACUCUUUUUCACUUGUACUAUAAAAAAAAUAAGGGGAGAAAGGGACAUAUUACACCGGUAUUUGGUUUCCGUUGUGCGUGUAGUAAAUCGCAAUUGCGGGGACGUAUUAUAAUAGUGUUAAACUAAACGAACACCAACCGGGACUGGGCUCGUUUGCCUCGCAAUCGCAUAUCACGGGGUCCAACCAAAGUAUCCGGUGGCCUCGUUUCUCACAAACCCUCUUUAAUACCGUGCAAUGCCCGCAGACUGCAAUUUUGUACAUAAAUUUUUAUCGUCAUAGACUAUUAGUGGAUGAUACUCGGUAUACAGUAAAUAAAACUAAGUUAUUUUUUUAAUUAAAUUGACAGAGAUACGUCAUUUGGUUCUGUUACUUCAAUGAUACGUUGGGGAUUUAUUGACUUGCACUGAGAUUUCAAUUGUAGCUUUUCUACCUUCUUCCUCUUUUACACCCUCCAUAUGUCUACAAUGGGAUUGAAAAUAACAUUUUUUAACAUGAACAAUCAUAGUGGCUUCAGAAUUGGAUAUUCAUUGCUGUUGAAUUAUUGAACAGAUGGUUUUUGUAACUGCUGUUGAAAUCUCAUGCAGUUUUGCGGCACGAUAUGAAUUGUUAGGUAAAGAUAACUUUGUAAAAGAAAAAUAAAUCAUCGAUUGGAUAUUGUGGUGAAAUAGGUAAUUAAUGUAAAUUAGGUACCAGUCAAUUCGAAUCUCCGUGCAAUCGACAAAUUCGGCAAUUCGCGGACAAACUUAACUUGUGGAUUUGUGUGAGAGGAUUGCAUUUAAAUCGGAAAUAAUUCUCCAGACUCUUCAGUAUUUAAUUCAUGUAUAAACAUUCGGUGUUUAGUGUGAAAAGAUUGCUCAUGAAUCAUGACUCAUCUUUAUCAAACAAGUAUUAAUAUUUAAGGUAAAUUCGGUGUAAGAGUGAUACUUGGGAAUUAAGCGGGUGUACGAUGCUUAAGGAAAUAAAGCUUUAGAGGAAGUAUUCUACGUUAUCAGGGUUUAUCUGAGAUACAAUGGAAAUGUAAAUAGAUUGCCGUUAUGGAUAACUUGAGUGUUAAUGUGUCUUAUCGAUUUAAUCAUCCGAGAAAAGCAUUAACAGGUGCAAUCUUACUCGUGCCAAGUAAUCAUUUCAACUAUUAAUGAUGUAUAUAUGGUUAUAAAUUAAUGUGCACUAGGGAGGACACAUUUUCAACGACACAAUGCAAUAUCUUUGUGAAAGAUAAAACGCUUAUUAUUGAUUUUUUAAUUUUGUUAUGAAAAAUAAUGGUCAAAAUAUAAACAAUAAUGAGUAAUACUGUAAGGUAAUUAAAGGAUAUGGUCGAAUGUGUACUCAAGUGAUACAAUAGAACAAUGCUUGCCAAACCAUCAAUAAUAUCAUGAAUUUAUUAGCUUUUUUUUUAUAGAGUAUAUCAAUAUUGAUACUUGUUGAAUCUUUGGAAAAUAAUGUUCAUGUAAAUAUUGUACACGCCGGAUGAAGGUUUACGAGUAGAUUGUUGGAAAUCUAUAUGAAUGUUAUAACUCAAAAAAAUAUAGUAUAUGCAGGCCAUUAAUAUUUGUAAUUGAUGCAACAAAAAUCAAAAUCAAACAUGUUGAUCAAAAUAUCUUCAUCGCGAAUAUUUGAUUAUUAAUUACCAUGAAAAACAUCACCAUUAUUCAUGUUGAUAAAUUUUCAAUGGGCGAUUCGUAGGUAAAACUGCUCACUUCCCGCUCAUAUAUUCAUUAUCGUAGGGUCAUCGCACAUUGUAAUUGU